AUGGCUCUAGGAGAGAUUCAUCCUUACCGGAAAUCAACUGAAGGUUCAUCCAGAAGUGGCCAUUCCAGAGGACAGAAGUGGAAUCGAAUAAAUGAUGCAGAAAGAAAACAAAAACAGGAGGAGCCUAGGGGCGGUGUGGGAAGGAGGAUCGGCCAACCCCGGGGUGUGGGACUGAGGGUGGUUGCUGUAUACGGAACUUUGUCGGACUUGCUCUCAGUAACCAGCAGUAAACUCGGCAUAAAAGCCACCAGUGUAUAUAAUGGGAAGGGCGGCCUGAUUGAUGAUAUUGCUUUGAUAAGGGAUGAUGAUGUGUUGUUUGUGUGUGAAGGAGAACCAUUUAUAAAUCCUCAGACAGAUGCUAAACCACCUGGAGGAUUGCUAGGAUCCCACACAGACUGGCUCACGUUAAAUGUAGGAGGACGAUACUUCACAACAACAAGGAGCACUUUAGUGAAUAAAGAGCCUGACAGUAUGCUGGCGCACAUGUUCAAGGACAAAGGUGUCUGGGGAAAUAAGCAAGAUCAUAGAGGAGCUUUCUUAAUUGACCGAAGUCCUGAGUACUUUGAACCUAUUUUGAACUACUUACGUCAUGGACAGCUCAUUGUAAAUGAUGGCAUUAACUUACUGGGUGUGCUAGAAGAAGCCAGGUUUUUUGGUAUUGACUCACUGAUUGAACACCUCGAAGUGGCCAUAAAGAAUUCCCAACUACCAGAGGAUCAUUCACCAAUAUCCCGAAAGGAAUUUGUUCGAUUUCUGCUGGCCACUCCAACCAAGUCAGAGCUGCACUGCCAGGGUUUAAACUUCAGUGGUGCUGAUCUUUCCCGUUUGGACCUUCGAUACAUUAACUUCAAAAUGGCCAAUUUAAGCCGCUGCAACCUCGCACAUGCAAAUCUCUGCUGUGCUAAUCUUGAACGAGCUGAUCUUUCUGGAUCAGUGCUCAACUGUGCAAAUCUUCAGGGAGUCAAGAUGCUCUGCUCAAACGCAGAAGGCGCAUCCCUGAGGCUCUGUAAUUUUGAGGAUCCUUCGGGUCUUAAAGCCAACUUAGAGGGUGCUAAUCUGAAAGGUGUGGACAUGGAAGGAAAUCAGAUGACAGGGGUUAACCUCAGGGUUGCCACCUUAAAAAAUGCGAAACUCAAGAACUGUAAUCUCAGAGGAGCAACUCUGGCAGGAACCGAUUUAGAAAACUGUGAUUUGUCGGGGUGUGACCUCCAGGAAACCAACCUGAGAGGCUCCAAUGUGAAGGGUGCCAUAUUUGAAGAGAUGCUGACACCAUUACAUAUGUCCCAGAGUGUCAGAUGAGAGUGGCAAGAGCUGGAGGAAGAUGUCCCAGAUGGAAACCUUUCCUUAUUUUAUUUCUCCAUCCUUCGAGUUGUCUAGUGGAGAUAAAAUUGUAAGGGAAUUUAAGGCAUAUGCUUGUUCCCAGA
Mus pahari (shrew mouse) is the source of this 1424-nucleotide messenger RNA. Its product is annotated as BTB/POZ domain-containing protein KCTD9-like. Gene Ontology annotation, molecular function: protein binding. The record is from RefSeq and is a predicted model, not a curated record. NCBI's taxonomy places the organism in Eukaryota, Metazoa, Chordata, Mammalia, Rodentia, Muridae. Bases 1 to 1299 code for a protein of 432 amino acids. The transcript is spliced from 3 exons. Gene Ontology annotation, biological process: protein homooligomerization.